Molecule: messenger RNA, 1038 nt
Organism: Prorocentrum cordatum
Lineage: Eukaryota; Dinophyceae; Prorocentrales; Prorocentraceae
Source: the annotation of a GenBank genome assembly
AUGCUGCACCUGGCGUUGCCCUUCGGCGGCUUCCUCGGCUUCAAGGGUGUCGCGUUCUCCUUCGGCACGGUGGCCCUGGUGCCGCACCUGCCGCCCCCCGGGCUGCCCGGGCUGCCGGCGCCCGCCGUGCCGGGCGGCGGCGAGGGGCUGUGGGCGCCGGCCCUGCUGCAGCCGCCGCUGCAGCACGCUGGCCCGGCGCAGCCCGAGGCCCCCGCCUCCGAGGGCGAGGGGGCGACGCCCCCGGAGGUGAAGAGGUGCCACCUCCACAAGAAGCCGAACAAGGCCUGCAAGUUCUGCCAGAGGUUCUCCCAGGCCCAGAGCGCGGCCACGCAGGCGGCCCCGCAGACCGCCGCCGCCAAGACCGGGGCUGGCGGGACCUCCGAGGAAUCGGGGAAGCCCACGUUCAGCUGCAGCCCCAUGCUGAAGGAUCAGAUCCUGAAGUCGAGCUACUUUAAGAGUUUGCUCGACAACGCCGGCACGGUCGACGCGCUGGCGGAGGAGAUCUCGGGCUUCGCCGACGACUUGGACGUCUACCAGGCGGGCAGUACCACGUCCCCCUCUGUCUUCUUCUGUUGCGUCUUCCGGCUGUUCACGCUGGAGCACACAGUGGAGGAGUUGCAUUGGCUUCUGGACCACUCGGAGUCUGUUCCUGUGCGAUGUGCUGCAUGUCUCUUCGCAAGAUUCAGUCUGCGCCCAGAUCGGCUGUGGGACACGCUGGAGGAGUACAUGUUAGACGACCAGGACCUCGGUGACUUCAGAGUGAAGCAGCCAUCGUUGCCUCCUACGGUCGGGGAGUACGUGGAGUCGUUGCUUACGAAGGAUAAGUACUUCGGCACCCCUCUUCCACGCCUUCCAGUAGUCGUCCGCAGGAAGUUGGAGGAGCACCUGGCCCCCCUUUCGCAGUACCGCAAACGAGCGCAGGCCAACCAGCACGAAAUGCGCCUCUUUCAGAAGCCCGGGACUCCCGUCGAGGUUUGCCACAAAGGCGAGUGGGUGGGCGGCAGGGUGACUGGCCUCAUGGCGUCAAGUCCCGCGUGA